AUGAAUAGUUCUUCAAGAGCUAAAGUGUUUGUACAUAGUGACCAGAAAUGGGAGGACAUUUGCGUAGGGUAUGUUUAAAUUGUGCAUACAGAUGGUGCUACUUAUAUCAGAGGGAUAACGGAAAAAUAAUAGAAGUAAUGUAACAAUAUAGUGACACAUUAACAUUUGAAUGUGAACAAGGAGGAUUGGUGCAUAAAUCUGAAGGUGAAUCCAGAAAUCAUCUAUGAGCAGCAGGGCGAUAAUAUAAUCUCUUGGGAGGAAACCGAGUUGAAGUUGUAAAUAGCAAUCAGUUUUAUCGACAACAAGUAUUCAUAGGAGUUUUGGAAUUAAUUGUAAAAUAGUAGAAGACAUUUCCGAUACGAUGAUCCAGAAUCAACGUAUCCUAUAAUACCAUCUCAAUAGAAUUUGGAGGCAGUCUAACUAUGGAUCAGUGAUAAUCCUGAACUCAUAAUAUAGAAACUCACCACUGAUCCCAACAACACUUUUCUGGAGGCCUUAGCAAAGAUAUUCUAAGACUCCGAGACACAACAACAUUUGCAUACUCUGGAACAACUGCAUUAUGUAAUUCGGAAUUUAAUAUAUUUAAAAAACGAGAACGUCCUAAAGAAGUUGCUGAGCGACAAAUUUUACAUGACAUUAUUUGGGAUCAUGGAAUACCAUUCCGAGAACAAGGGGCCACAAAGAGUCUCAUACAGAAAUUUUCUGAGUGAGGAAUUGAAAUUCCACCAAAUAACUGAUUUGGAUCAUGAAAUAAUGGAGAAAAUUCACUUUAACUAUCGAUUGUCCUACUUGAAAGAGAGUGUCAUGGCUUAUUAUCUCUAUCUAGAGGAUCCCAUCUACAACCAAUUCAACUUUUACAUCAAUUCGAACAACCAGUCGAUAUUGGAGAGUUUGUUGUUGAAUCACUAGUCUUAAUUCGAGCAAUAUCUGCUUGGUUUUCUGGAUAAUUUGGAGUUGAAUUGCAAGUUUAUUAAUGAGUUCUUCUUGUCCUUUAAAUAGUUUCUCCAAAUUCAGUCAUUGAAUGAAGCAUUUGUGGCUUGCAUCGGCAAAACCGACUUAUUAAGGGCCUUAUUUUCAAAGACUGUGGAAGUGCAACAACAACAAUUGUGUUUUACAACAUUGUAAUUGACAAUAAUGAUUGGAAAUUCAAAUUCGCAAUACUUCUAAGACUUUUUGAAAUAAAAUCAGUAACUCUUUUGGAAGAGCAUGGAAACCUUGCUUUUCAGUAACAUGACUACUCUUCACAGUAUGAUUAUAGAUAUAAUCCAGUACAUAUGCUAAAAUUAAGCAAUACUCGGGUAAGGGAUAGAUUGGUUGAUGAAAUGUUUUGAUCAGAAAUUGAAUGCAUCAGCAGCUGCUUCAUUAUAGGAGAUUGUCUAACUCAUUUGUUAGCAAUAAAAGACCUUUUCGAAAGAUUUGGCAGUGCUUUCAAUUCAUAUCCUAAACAUUUUGAAACAGUAACAAAAACUAGCCAUUAAGGAUAAAUUCAUGUUAAUGCCAGCCUUGAAGCAUUUUAAAUAUUUGUGCACAUCUAGUUGUUCAUAAAUCGUCAAGCCUUUUUGCGAGUCCUUCAUUCAAAUAACAGCAAGCGGAAAGAUACACGGAAUUUUGGAAGGCCAAAUCAGAGACAUUAUCAAGUACAUCAAGAAUAAUGCCACGCUUAGUCAUUACAUUGUUAUUGAAGUGAAGAAUCUGAAUCUGUAGGAUCACCCUCUGUAUCAAAAGUUGGUCCAGCAAUAUUCGUAUGUGCAAAUAGAGGAUGGGUCGAAAUCAAGGAUGCAAAUGGAGGAUUUAAAGUACUACGAGAAUGACGAUUCGGAGGAAUAGGCUCCUCAACAAUAGACUGUUCAGGUGAUCAGAGAGGUUUACCGAUUGGAUUUCAGUAAGAUUGUGAGACAAAGAAAUGAGGAUGAGGAGGAUGAAGAUGAAGUGAAGGUGAGAGAAACAAAACCAAAGGGAAUAGUGUUUGGGGAUAAUUGUUUUAAAAGAAUAAAAACGGAUGAUGAUGAUGAUGAGAAUUGAUUUUAUCUUAUUACUCAAUAUAAUAACCCCAAUA
Paramecium tetraurelia is the source of this 2056-nucleotide messenger RNA. RefSeq lists its product as uncharacterized. Gene Ontology annotation, cellular component: nucleoplasm; protein phosphatase 4 complex. NCBI's taxonomy places the organism in Eukaryota, Ciliophora, Oligohymenophorea, Peniculida, Parameciidae. Gene Ontology annotation, biological process: protein dephosphorylation. The record is from RefSeq and is a predicted model, not a curated record. The transcript is spliced from 4 exons. Gene Ontology annotation, molecular function: protein phosphatase activator activity.